Molecule: messenger RNA, 244 nt
Organism: Dothidotthia symphoricarpi CBS 119687
Lineage: Eukaryota; Fungi; Ascomycota; Dothideomycetes; Pleosporales; Dothidotthiaceae
Exons: 2
Source: RefSeq, a predicted model, not a curated record
CUUGUCGUGGUGUUGGGGCUUUCAACUAAGCCGACUCUGAAUGAGCAUAUGUCUAAAUGCCUGCCAUGGAUUUGGUGUGUGGUGUUGUUGCGGCCUGGGCUUUCAAACAGAGUAAAUGCUUUGGUGAGAAUGCUCAGUGUGUAUCUGUUGGUCCUGCAGGUGAGAAUGCUAUGCCAUGGAGUUCUGCAGGUGAGAAUGCUAUAGAGUCCUGUAGGUGAGAAUGCUAUAGAGUCCUGUAGGUGAG